AUGAAGCUAGUGUGGUUAGCGGCAGUGGUGGCGGUGGCCACCGCGUCGGCGGUGAGGGAUGACCUUAACGUCCUCAUCGGGAAGGACAGCUUAGUCAACUUGGAUGUUAAGUCUAAGGAAAUGUGCAUCAAGAAACUUCUAAACCACAUUCUCCAGCCUACCAUGUACGAAGACAUUAAGGAUACCGCUCGCGAAUAUGUGCUUGAAGAGAACCUCGACAAAUACCUCCAAGUGGAUUCGGUCAAGAAGUUCAUAAACAUGUUCAAAAUGGGCUUGCUCCCCCGGGGCGAAGUCUUCGUCCACUCCAACGAGCUGCACAUCGAGCAGGCGGUCAUGGUCUUCCGCCUACUGUACUUCGCGAAGGACUUCGACUCGUUCAUUAGGACCGCUUGCUGGCUGAGGGAGCGCAUCAACGGCGGCAUGUUCGUCUACGCCCUGACUUGCGCCGUCUUCCACAGGCCCGACUGCCGCGGCAUCGCCGUCCCCGCGCCCUACGAAAUCUACCCCUACUUCUUCGUGGACAGCCAAAUCAUCAAUAAGGCGUUCAUGAUGAAGAUGUCCAGGGCCGCAAAAGACCCCGUCAUCCAAAACUACUACGGAAUCCAGGUGACCGACAAGAAUCUGGUCGUCAUCGAUUGGCGUAAGACCGUCCGCAACACGUUGUCCCAGGACGACAAAAUUUCCUACUUCACCGAGGACAUCGACCUGAACACUUACAUGUACUACUUGCACAUGAACUAUCCCUAUUGGAUGAAUGAUGACGCCUACGGUCUGCAAAAGGAGCGUCGCGGCGAGGUCACUAUGUACGCCUACCAGCAGCUGUUGGCCAGGUUAAGACUGGAACGCCUAAGUAACGGCAUGUGCGACAUUAAGAUGUUGAUGUGGAACGACGAGGUCCAGAAUGGCUACUGGCCCAAGAUUCGUCUUCACAAUGGUGAAGAAAUGCCCGUGCGCCAGAACAACGUCAAACUAAUCACUAAAGAGAACUUGAAGGAUAAAAUCCUUUUGGACGACAUCGAGAAAAUCAUCCGCGAAGGUAUACUGACUGGACAAAUCAUGCGUCGUGAUGGCACCAUCAUCAAUUUGAAGAAGCCCGAAGAUGUCGAAUACCUGUGCAGACUGAUCUUAGGCGGAAUGGGCAUGCAGAACGAUGACGCCAAGGUCAUCCACGUAUCGAACCUGAUCAAGAAAGUGCUAUCAUACAGUUUAUACAACGUUGACAAAUACACUUACGUGCCAACUGCACUUGACAUGUACACCACGUGCUUACGUGACCCGCUCUUCUGGAGAGUGAUGAAGCGCAUCGUCGAAAACGUCGUUCUUUUCAAGAAGCUUCUGCCGAAGUACACCCGCGAUGAGCUCGACUUCCCCGGGGUGAAGGUGGAGCGCGUCGUUACCGACAAGCUGGUCACGUUCAUGGACGAAUACGACGUCGACAUCACCAACGCGCUGUACCUGGACGAGGCCGAGAUGGGCAAAAAACGCUCCGACAUGACGUACGUGGCGCGCAUGCGUCGCCUCAAUCACCAACCGUUCAAGCUCACCCUGGACGUGGCCUCCGAGAAGGCCACCGAGGCGGUCGUCCGCGUCUUCAUCGGUCCCAAAUACGACUGCAUGGGCCGCCUGCUCAGCGUCAACGAUAAGCGCCUCGACAUGGUCGAAAUCGACAGUUUCCUGUACAAACUCGACACUGGAAAGAAUACGAUCGUCCGCAACUCCAACGACAUGCACGGCGUCAUCGCGGACCGGCCCUGGACGCGAAACACGUUCCGCGCGGACACAGCCUCCUCCACGAUAAGCAGCGACAGUUUGGUAGAGAACUGGUGGUACAAGGCACGUCUCGGCUUCCCGCAAAGGCUUCUCCUUCCCCUGGGCCACCUCGGCGGUCUCCAGUUGCAACUGUUCGUAAUGGUGACUCCCGUGCGCAGCGGCUACGUCUUGCCCACCAUCGAUGUUGGCAUCAUGAAGGAACGCCGCGUGUGCCGCUGGACCACCUGCAUCGACAACAUGCCACUCGGCUACCCGUUCGACAGGGACAUCGACGUCACCUGCUUCUACACGAGUAACAUGAAGUUCGCGGAUGUCACGGUGUACAGGAAGGACAUGGGAAUGUCGAACACGGUGAAAGAGAUGGACAGGUCCGAUAUGGUGAUGAAGCGUGACGACCUCACCUACUUGGACACCGACUUGCUCGUCAGAUGGUCGUACAAAGACGUCAUGCUAAUGAGCACCGACCAGAUGUUGAGGAUG
Molecule: messenger RNA, 2250 nt
Organism: Iphiclides podalirius (scarce swallowtail)
Lineage: Eukaryota; Metazoa; Arthropoda; Insecta; Lepidoptera; Papilionidae
Source: the annotation of a GenBank genome assembly